CUCCUCUCUGCUCCCACAGGCUGCGACUCGGGCUUUGGACAAGCCACAGCCCAGCAUUUGGAUGCCAUGGGCUUCCGGGUGUUCGCCAGCGUGCUGGACCCCCAGGGGGCCGGUGCCCAGGAGCUGCUCAGGAGCUGCUCCCCGAGGCUGACGCUGCUACAGAUGGACCUGACCAAGCCUGAGGACAUCCAGCGUGUCCUGCAGCACAUCCAGGCCCACACCAACAGCACAGGGCUCUGGGGGCUGGUGAACAACGCCGGCUUCAACGACACCAUCGCCGACGCCGAGCUCUCGCCGCUGGGCAAGUUUCGGGCCUGCAUGGAGGUGAACUUCUUCGGCUCGUUGGAGCUCACCAAGGGGCUGCUGCCCCUGCUCCGCUCCGCCGGCGGCCGCAUCGUCACUGUCAGCAGCCCCGCAGGUGACCUGCCCUUCCCCUGCCUGGCAGCCUACGGGGCCUCCAAGGCAGCCCUCAGCCUGCUCAUGGACACCUUCCGCAGCGAGCUCCAGCCCUGGGGUGUCAAAGUCAGCCUCAUCCUGCCCGGUUACUACAAAACAGGGACGACGUGCGACCCUGCCUUCUGGAACCUGCAGAAGCAACGGCUGGUGGCCAGCCUGCCCCAGGAGCUGCUGCAGGCCUACGGCGAGGACUACGUGGAGGAGAUCAACCGCCAGUUCAUCCAGUUCAUGAAGGUGGCGGUGGAGGACCUCAGCGCGGUGGUGAACAGCAUCACGGACGGGCUCCUGGCUGCCAACCCAGCCGUGCGCUACUACCCGGGGCAGGGCCUCGGGCUGAUGUAUUUCAUACACCGCUACCUGCCCUAUUUCGUCCGAGACUUGUUCUUGAAAGGGUUCUUCAUCAACCCCAAGCUGCCCCGAGCCCUGCGGCGAGAGCACCACGACCACGCCAAGAAGGCCUGACCCAGGUCCGCCUGCGGUCGCGGGGCAGGAGCCAGCCUUCUCCCGGGACCCCCGGGGACACCGGCCCCCGAGCGCGUGCGCAGCCGUCGGCGUCGCCCUCCUGCACCGCGGGGGAACCGUGGGCACCAGCCGGCACACACCAAAU
This is a messenger RNA of Calidris pugnax (ruff), 1063 nucleotides long. RefSeq names its product hydroxysteroid (11-beta) dehydrogenase 2 (gene HSD11B2). Gene Ontology annotation, molecular function: oxidoreductase activity. The coding region runs from base 67 to 918 and encodes 283 amino acids. The record is from RefSeq and is a predicted model, not a curated record. The transcript has 4 exons. Lineage: Eukaryota; Metazoa; Chordata; Aves; Charadriiformes; Scolopacidae.